AUGGACAAAGGUGAACCCUCUUUAGUUCCGGAAUGGUUGAGAAGUUCAGGGCAUGCUUCUGGUGGUGGGAGUUCAAACCAUCUCUUUAUAUCAUCUUUUCCUCACUCAGAUUCUGCAUCUUUACCACUUAAUAGUCGGAAUAAGAACUCUAGGGGCAAAAGUGAUGUUGAUUCAAUUCGGUCUCCUUUUCUGGAUCGAUCUUCUUCUACUAAUUCAAGAAGGAGCUCUAGUAAUGGGUCUGCUAAACAUCCGUAUAGUAGUUUCAGUUUCAAUAGGAGUCAAAGGGAUAAGGACCGCAGCAGGGACAAAGAUAGGGUAGAUCCAUGGGACCUUGACACUUCUAUGCCUCUCAGAAAUAUCUUAACCGUUAGGGAUCAGGACCAAUUGCGGCGAUCACAUUCGAUGGUGACAAGGAAACAGGCCGACCACUUGUCUCGAGGGUUUUCUAUGGGCUUGAAAAAUGGUGGCAGUAGUAGCAGUUACAAUGGAAAUGGUAUACGUAAUGGACCUAGCAUGGGAAAUAGCUUUCUGAGGACUGGUUUUGAUAAGGAUUUUCCUUCGCUUGGAGCUGAAGAGAAGCAUGAUGGGCAAGAUGUUGUUCGGGUCUCAUCUCCUGGUCUAGGCUCAGCUGUUCAGAGCUUGCCAGUUAGUAACUCUGCUUUGAUUGGUGGGGAAGGUUGGACAUCAGCUCUGGCGGAGGUUCCCAAUGUCAUCGAGAAGGCUUGCGCUGGGCCAUUAACUUCUCUGAAAGCUAAUGUUGUUGGGAUAGGAUCUUCAACUGGUCUUAACAUGGCUGAAGCAUUGGUGCAGGCUCCAGCAAGAACUCUUACCCCUCCACAAAUUCUUAACUCUUCUGAUAAAUCCAAGACUAAGCAAAUGGUUCGAGCUGGUGAAAUUUGUCUUGCUCCUUCAAAAAACUCCCAACAGCCGCCCUCUGUCCUGCUCGGGAAUGUUCAGUCUAAUUCUAAUGGUCAAAUUAAAUCAGAGAAGAAGCUUUUGGUUCUCAAACCUGCUAGGGAAACGGGUGUCGCUGCUGUUAAAGAAUCUAGAAGUCCUAGUAGUAAUCUAGACAGCAGACCCAACUCUACUCAGCCAAUGAACACUGCUCAAUCAACACAAACUGCUACUGUGAGAAGUACAAAUAGCCCAAAGGAGCCCAAGGGAAUUACUUCCUUCCCCAUGACAUCUGGUCAAACCAUUGAAAAGAAACUCUCCUUAACUCAAACUCAGAGCAGGCACGCAUUUUACAGUGCUCUGAAGCAGAAAACUAUAUCAACAAACGUGUCUACCGAUCCUGUUAACCCUUCACCCACUUGCGUCUCUUCUUCCGUUGAGGAAAGGUUCAACAGGCCAAAGGAACUUGUAGCUAGUGACCCGUCAAGUUCGCAGGUUACAAGAGGUCUUGAAGUCACUCAAAGGAAUACUAUUAGCUUUGAGGCAGCAGACACUCCAGAUGAAGAAGAAGCGGAGUUUCUCAGAUCGCUUGGCUGGGAUGAAAACAAUGGCGAAGUUGAAGCUCUUACAGAGGAGGAGAUAAAAGAUUUUAAUGAACAGUACAAUAAGCUGAGGCCGUCAGUUCCGCAGAAACUGUCCAUCAAACAAGAGCAAGAGAGGGUGUAA
Eruca vesicaria subsp. sativa (arugula) is the source of this 1620-nucleotide messenger RNA. The record is from the annotation of a GenBank genome assembly. NCBI's taxonomy places the organism in Eukaryota, Viridiplantae, Streptophyta, Magnoliopsida, Brassicales, Brassicaceae.